UCGGGUCGUGGGGAUUCAAUCCGAGACUGGCAGGUCCAAUCUAGCCCUAGCCGUCAAGUCGCCUCCUCGCACGCAAAGCGGCAGAGCCUCCAGGCAUCGCCGUCGCCCGCCGCGUCGCUUCGCUUCGCCUGCGCCGCCGGCGUCUGGGACCGUGAAUCUGAUCGCCUCCGUGCCCGCGGCCUCGACCGUGCCCGCCGCCGCUUCGCCGUGCUCACAGUUUUGUUUAUUCUGCUCAUUCAGGUUUGAAGCUGCUCUAGAAAUAUACAAUAUGGCUGCGGUUGAUGCAGCGACCAAGAAGAUGGAGACAAUGAAUGUUGGACAAAAUCAAGAAACGGAAGAGAAUCUGAGUAAAGAAGGCAAAGUUGCAAACAGCAAUGGUGUGGUUCCUGCAGCUCAGUCCUCACCACCAGAGGAUGAUGAAGAAGCACAAGCUGAUGGUCCAUCUCAAGAUGGAGCACCAGAAGCUGCAAAGAAGAAAAGGAAGAAAAGCAAAGCCAAAAAGAAGAAAGACCCUCUUCAGCAGACAGAUCCUCCAUCAAUACCUGUUGACGAGCUUUUCCCUUCAGGAGAAUUUCCAGAGGGUGAAAUCCAGCAAUAUAAGGACGAUAAUUUAUGGAGAACAGCUAGUGAGGAAAAAAGGGAACUGGAACGAUUGCAAAAGCCAAUGUACAAUGCUGUUCGCCGAGCAGCAGAAGUUCAUAGACAGGUGCGGAAAUAUAUGAGGAGCAUUAUAAAGCCUGGAAUGCUGAUGAUGGAUCUAUGCGAAACAUUGGAAAACAUGGUCCGAAAACUUAUCAAGGAGAAUGGACUGCAAGCUGGUAUUGCCUUUCCAACAGGAUGCUCCUUGAAUUGGGUUGCAGCUCAUUGGACCCCAAAUUCUGGUGACAAAACUGUGCUGCAAUAUGAUGAUGUGAUGAAACUGGAUUUUGGAACACAUAUAGAUGGGUACAUAGUUGAUUGUGCAUUUACUGUUGCAUUCAACCCCAUGUUUGAUCCAUUGCUUCAAGCAACGAGAGAUGCCACAAAUACAGGGAUCAAGGAAGCUGGAAUAGAUGCACGACUUUGUGAUGUUGGUGCUGCAAUCCAAGAAGUCAUGGAGUCGUAUGAGGUUGAAAUCAAUGGGAAUGUUUUCCAAGUAAAAAGUGUUCGGAACCUCAAUGGACAUAGCAUUGGGCCGUAUCAAAUCCAUGCUGGAAAAUCAGUUCCAAUUGUGAAAGGUGGAGAACAGACAAAAAUGGAGGAGGGGGAAUUUUAUGCCAUUGAAACUUUUGGAUCUACUGGAAGGGGAUUUGUAAGGGAGGACUUAGAAUGCAGUCAUUAUAUGAAGAACUUUGAUGUUGGUCAUGUGCCUUUGAGGGUAGCAAAAGCUAAGCAACUACUUGGGACUAUCAACAACAACUUUGGAACACUUGCUUUUUGUCGCCGGUACUUGGACCGCCUUGGUGAGACCAAGUAUCUCAUGGCUCUGAAAAAUCUUUGUGAUGUCGGUAUUGUUCAGCCGUACCCUCCAUUGUGCGACGUGAGGGGAAGCUAUGUCUCGCAGUUUGAGCACACCAUCUUACUCCGCCCAACCUGCAAAGAGGUCAUAUCAAGAGGCAACGACUACUGAAUGCAGCUGCAUCUCCUCUUAUACCGAUUGUUUAUGCGAUGAGUGCACACCAUUUUUGCGCAACCUGUGUACUAUCUGUUUACGGAUCAUAUGAUAUGUCACAUGUCAGAUAAAUAACGUGACACACUUUCCGUCACAUUUUUAGUCCGGAUUGUGUGAAAACGUGUUUUUCGAUGAGCUGAUUUUUCUGUCUCGGUGUAUUAUGUUGGAUAACGUCUAUAUAUAUAACUAAUACGUUGUCGUGGAAACAUGGAUUUUACUGCAUUCAUGUGUGCUGGAUAAAA
Phragmites australis (common reed) is the source of this 1893-nucleotide messenger RNA. Its product is annotated as methionine aminopeptidase 2B-like. NCBI's taxonomy places the organism in Eukaryota, Viridiplantae, Streptophyta, Magnoliopsida, Poales, Poaceae. Gene Ontology annotation, molecular function: metalloaminopeptidase activity. The coding region runs from base 269 to 1609 and encodes 446 amino acids. The record is from RefSeq and is a predicted model, not a curated record. Gene Ontology annotation, biological process: proteolysis. The transcript is spliced from 12 exons.